AUGGACAUUUUGGAUCUGAGUCAAGCACCAAUGAGAUGGGUGUUUGCAGAGUUGGUAGAGAUUUUACGAGCCUCUCAUCAAUUCACCAUUCGAUAUCAUCCACAAGCAAAUGGCCUUGUCGAAAGGACCAAUCGUGUCGUGAAGGCUGCUCUUAGAGCUGUUGUUGGUGAACAUCCUGGAAAUUGGCACAAGUACAUACCCGAGUUGUGGCUUGCUCUCAACUCUGCUAUUCACCGGACUACUGGCGAGCAGCCCUUAUACUUGCUCACUGGAAGGCAUGGAUACUUUCCUGUGGGUUUGACAAACGAAGCCAUUUUUGAUGAGAACAGCACCUUCCAACAGAGACUCAAGACAGCUCGCCGAGCAGCUGUUGAAGCUUCCAAGAAUGCUCGGGAAGUCUAUGGAAAAUCUUUUGAGGUUCAGCACCUAGAUACAGGCAAGGUUCUCCGUGCCCAUCUUAACCACCUAAGACCUUAUAAACCGUCAGAGGAACUUGCUUAUGCUGAUGAUGAAGGGGAUCCAGAUGAGCUUCUUGAAGAUAAUGACCCAUGGGUAACAGUUCUCACAUCAUGUGUUUGGGAUCCUGAAUUCAUGAAUAAGCUUGAAUAG
Messenger RNA from Penaeus monodon (black tiger shrimp), 609 nucleotides. RefSeq lists its product as uncharacterized. The coding region runs from base 1 to 609 and encodes 202 amino acids. The transcript is spliced from 2 exons. Lineage: Eukaryota; Metazoa; Arthropoda; Malacostraca; Decapoda; Penaeidae. The record is from RefSeq and is a predicted model, not a curated record. Gene Ontology annotation, molecular function: nucleic acid binding. Gene Ontology annotation, biological process: DNA integration.